CGGAACUGGAUUCCUUUCAACGUGGAUCGGAUCGUCUUGUGUGAAACGAAAUACGUGGCUUCGGCUUUUCUUUGGAACUGGCACGGUUGCUUUGAUUUCAAAUGACACGCUGUAAAAAUGGUGGCAACGUGCAGUGCUUGAGCGGAAUUAACAUAGCUAAUGUCUGCUAGCUUGCGCUAUAUACAAGAAAGACACGCAAGUCGAGCUGAAGCAGACGCUUGCAAGCACCUAGAAACCAUCACGGUGCAGCUAGCACUGCCUUCAAUUUAUAAAGCCAUACAGUCCCCAGACUUGAAGCUACAAAGCUUGCGAUUUAGUUCUAAUGGAGUGUCCGCAUCUCAAUUCCAGUGUAUGCGUCGCUGUGGAUUCUUCCCGGUUCCCAAAUGGCUCUCCGUCUUCCUGGUGUUGUAGCGUUUGCCGGUCAAACAAAAGCCCCUGGGUGUGUCUCACCUGCUUGAACGUGCAUUGUGGAAGGUAUGUGAACGGUCACGCAAAGAAGCACUUUGAGGACACGCAGAGCCCCGGGGGCGGCCAGCGGAGGUGUGAGAAGCAGGAGAAGGAGAGGACACAGCACUCUGUCUGCAUGGACUGUAGCAGCUACAGCACGUACUGCUACAGGUGCGACGACUUUGUGGUGAACGACAGCAAGCUGGGCCUGGUGCAGAAGGUGCGGGAGCACCUGCAGAGCCUGGAAAACUCUGCGUUUGUGGCCGAUCGCCACAGGAAGAGGAAGCUGCUGGAUGGCUCGCCUCUCAACAGUAAGCUGCUAAAAGACAGUGGCGCGGCCUCUGCUCUGUGCGCCACCGGCCUUCGUAACCUGGGGAACACCUGCUUCAUGAACGCCAUCCUGCAGUCCCUCAGCAACAUCCAACAGUUCUGCUGCUAUUUCAAGGAGCUGCCCGCGGUGGAGCUGCGCAGCGGGAAGACUGCGGGAAGGAGGAUGUACCACACCAGGAGCCAGGGCGACACCAGCGUCUCCCUGGUGGAGGAGUUCCGGAAGACUCUCUGCUCCCUCUGGCAGGGGAGCCAGACGGCCUUCAGCCCCGAGUCCCUCUUCUACGUCGUGUGGAAAAUAAUGCCAAAUUUCAGGGGUUACCAGCAGCAGGACGCCCACGAAUUCAUGCGCUACCUGCUGGACCACCUUCACCUGGAGCUGCAGGGGGGCCGUAACGGGGCCGCGCGCUCCACCCUGCCCCAGGAGGGGGUCAAGCUCCCCGCGGGGGGCAAAUGCUGCAUAAACGGGACCUCCACUGUUGUCACCUCCAUAUUCGGCGGGGUGCUGCAGAACGAGGUCAACUGCUUGAUAUGCGGGACCGAAUCCAGGAAGUUUGAUCCAUUCCUCGACCUUUCCUUAGACAUUCCCAGCCAGUUCAGGAACAAGCGAACAAAGAAUCAGGAGAGCGGACCAAUUUGCACCUUGCGCGACUGCCUGCGCAGCUUCACAGACCUGGAGGAACUUGACGAAACCGAGCUCUACGUGUGCCACAAGUGUAAAAAGAGACAAAAAUCCACAAAGAAAUUUUGGAUCCAAAAGCUGCCAAAGGUCCUGUGCUUGCACCUGAAGCGAUUCCACUGGACAGCCUAUCUUAGGAACAAAAUAGACACCUACGUGGAGUUCCCGGUGCGAGGCUUGGACAUGAAGUGCUACUUGUUGGAGCCUGAGAACAGCGGGCCAGAGAGCUGCCUGUAUGACCUUGCUGCGGUGGUGGUGCAUCACGGGUCUGGCGUGGGGUCAGGACACUACACUGCCUACGCCUCUCAUGAGGCCCGCUGGUUCCACUUCAACGACAGCACGGUGACGCCCACGGACGAAGACACCGUGGUGAAGGCCAAGGCCUACAUCCUCUUCUACGUGGAGCGUCCCGCAAAGCCGGGCGCCGAGCCCAAACUUUAACGACCCCCCCUCCCUCCCCAGUGUACCCACCCCAACUCGCCGUACGACAGGAUGCUCACACCGUUCUCCAUCGCCCUCCCCCCACCCACACGGCGUACCUCCUCCUGUCACCAUGCACUUUUCCCUCCAUCUCCCUCCCGCUGUUCGGUAGUGUACUGUAAUCAUUUCAAAUGGACUUAAAAAAAAAUGUCAUUGUUUAACCUCGGCAAAACUUGAUUGCUGCUUCUUUUUUGUUUUCCUUUUUAUUCUUUUUAAGAAACAUUAUUAGUGACUCGUUGUUUGCCUUCUCCUUGCCUCACAUUACAUUCCUCUCUGGUGAGGCUUGUUUCCUCUCGUUAUAGAUUCCAAAGGAAAUCGUUUACUUUUGUUCUCGGUUGAAAGUGAGAUGUCGAAGACUGAGGACAUGUCGUAUGUCCACCACAGCUACAGACCACAGCCCUGGGCAUCGGUCUCCCUCACCCGUGCAUUUCACUGCCUGACUCGCCCACUGAGUGUGUGAGAACCUUCUAGAGUAAUGGCGUUUCACCACUGGGGGGUGAAAACACAAACGGCCAUUUAAAGCGGUCCUCUGAUCCGGGUUUUAGCCCGAAGAGGGAAAGAGCUCAUCUGUUCCCUGUAGCUCUUUAGUUAUACACAGGCGAGCCAGUUUGUAACCGCCGUCUUGACUGCCGUGACUUCAGUGGCGAGCAGGCGCACGCCUCUGCACACAGUACUGACUGAGCCAUCGAUACAGUGUCCAGUAGACAGCGGGUUUCUGCUGGUGCCUUCAGAAUUAUGUAUAUGUAGGACGCUGUCGUCCACCAGCAAAUGGUGCGAACGUCCUCCUUAAGCGAUCGCUUUGUCCUUUCAGCUGCUUCCGGUUUUGCGUUCACUUCUUUGACGAGAUGUGGGUGCACCAGACUAACGUCACAACACACCGAUGCAUGCACAGUUGAUUGGAAGUGGGCUUUAGCUCCCUUCAGGGGGUCUCGAACGCAAUUAUUUUUAUUUUUUAUUUUUUCAGUAAUGAACCAAUUAAAUGUGAAAAACGGCCUUUUGUAGGAAGAGCAUCAAUGUACCAUUUUUUGCCUGUUCUUGAUAAUCUGUUGUGUGUUUUUUAGUGGGAGUUUAUUGUGAUGUUUUUGAAAUCAUAAAUGUUCAGUAUAUGAUUCAUGCACUAUUUAGAAUACUGCAGCCAGAUUUAAUUGUAAAGGAGGAGGGGAGAACAAGGUUGCGUUUAUUGUGGAGAAUGCAGUCUUUCACUUUUGUUUCUUUUAAAAUUAGGUAGUUCCAAAUUCAGUUACUUGGAGAGAUGCAAAUGAAAUGGAGCUGGUAGGUUACUACAGUCCGACCUACACCGCUUUGCUUUUCUUCCCUGAAAGUGUCACUGAUCCCAGGUGAGUCCCGGCACUCAGUCAUACACAGGGAGUGCCGAAUGGAUUGGUAUGGUGAUCUCGAUCAAAGGAAGAAGGCUCAGUGUGUUAAUGCUCUCAGAUGUGACCCAAAUAUAGGUUGCUCUUGUCUUUUUUUCCCUCAAAUAAAAAGGACAAAGUCUUGCUGCUUUCACUCUC
This is a messenger RNA of Conger conger (European conger), 3444 nucleotides long. RefSeq names its product ubiquitin specific peptidase 3 (gene usp3). The record is from RefSeq and is a predicted model, not a curated record. NCBI's taxonomy places the organism in Eukaryota, Metazoa, Chordata, Actinopteri, Anguilliformes, Congridae. Gene Ontology annotation, molecular function: cysteine-type deubiquitinase activity; zinc ion binding. The transcript has 15 exons. Gene Ontology annotation, biological process: protein deubiquitination. Gene Ontology annotation, cellular component: cytoplasm. Bases 323 to 1894 code for a protein of 523 amino acids.